AUGCAGGACGGUGUGGACCAGCUUCAUUAUAAUCCUUUCGCAGCUCCCGUAGACUCACGCUCAAGAUCAUUAUCUACUUCAUCCCUACAAAACACUUCAUUCUUUCCAACUUCACCAAGUACACUAUCUGUCACUGCAAAUAUUCAUAAUGAUGAUAGAGGAUUCUGUGCUGGAGGGGACAACCAACACACAGAGAUAAGAAAAGCUCAGGCCGAAGACGCCAGUAUCCUCGAUCAUCACCCGCUGCGCAGUGCUGGACUAUCUAAUAGCUUCGAAGAUGCCGGAGUCACCAGGCCACAUUUGACCCGCAUUCUGGACAGUGAUCGUUUAGUCGACGUACCUUCAUUUCCUAACAAUGAAGAAGACGAUGAAGAAGACACUGGCCAAGAUGAAGCUACUUCAAAUGAAAAGGUAGUCAUUGUUCACGAAGUCUCUUCCAAAGACUCCUUAGCCGGCGUCGCUUUGAAAUAUAGAAUCAAUCUUACUGAGCUACGGCGGGCAAAUCAUCUGUGGUCUUCAGAUUCAAUACAUCUCCGGAACACACUUUAUAUCCCACUCGAGAAAACCUCAUUACCUCCACCAACUGUCACUCCCAGCUUCGCCUCCUCAUCGGAUGAACCAGCUUCCUUCUAUUCUCAUAAAUUUACUGUACCGGAAGCUAUCCAAUCUCCGACAGCGACAACGAUUUCGUCGUCAGCCAUUCGCCGAAUUCCUGCAUCAGAACUGUCUUUCUUCCCUCCAUCGUCCAGGACGUCUGCUUUGUCAAAUUCAUCGUCCCCGUCACCUCUGUCACAGCCGCGACCUUCUAAUAGUAGAAUUAUCCACAAUCGACAUGCGACAACUCCUGCCCCGUCGUUAAACACGAUUCUGACAGCGUUGCCCAUCGCGGCAUCUACCCGAGAUACGAUCAUAGCUAGAUUGUCAUUUGACAGUCCUAGCUCGAGCUACAACGACCAAGAGCGUGAGCCGUACCUCAAUGUUCAUGAGGGACAUGAGCUUGCCGAUGUUCAAGCUAGGCGCGAGCCAUCUCGUCGUUCACUCGAGGAAGACUGGCAGGGAUAUCUCGACGGGGCCACUACAAAGCUUUUGAAGAAUAGCCAGUCAACAUUCACGAAUGAUCCCGUUUUUAAACAGCCCGAUAUCUCUGCCAUAAACCCUGAUUGGAAGGCUAGGAGGGAGCGAGUCGGGCCAAAUUUCAAUGGACAUGGACGAAGCUUUUCCGAAGAGUAUACUGGACCGGCUCUUUCUCUACCCAGCAUAUCAUCCACCCGAAUACGGAAUGUUCAAUUAGAGCCCUCUCCUGUCAUGCAAAUACCAAUUAAAAAUAAUGAGAAUUCGAGUCAACUAUGUUCGAUGCUAUGUUCGACGGGCACAAAGAAGACUGAUCUGGCGCUGAUAGAAUUAGACCCAAAAGUUGAACAAGCGUAA
Messenger RNA from Lentinula edodes (shiitake mushroom), 1428 nucleotides. RefSeq lists its product as uncharacterized. Bases 1 to 1428 code for a protein of 475 amino acids. The transcript has 2 exons. The record is from RefSeq and is a predicted model, not a curated record. NCBI's taxonomy places the organism in Eukaryota, Fungi, Basidiomycota, Agaricomycetes, Agaricales, Omphalotaceae.